ACUGCAUGCAUCUAAUCUAAUGAUAAUACAAAUAUACGACAAAUAUAUCGACUAGAAAAUUGAAAACAGUCCUUCUCAUAGCCUUAACAUCACUGUAUGCACAACUACAAUAUCUUAUCAAAACCUCUUCAGUGAGCUAUCAGGUGCUUGAUGUUUAUUGUUACUUCAUUAAGUCCAAUCAGCUGCAGAAGUAGCAGUUUAACAAGAAAAACGUAACUAUUUAACAGGGAAUAUUAUUUCGUCCGAGCCAGGAAGGCAAGCAUGCCAUUGGGAUUUGCGAGCUGAGUCUCUUCCCCAAGCAAGACUAACAGCGGGUUGGGAGCCAUGGCCGCAUCCGCACCGGAGCUGCGUCCUCUGCACGCCGAGCAGGACAUCAGCGAGAAAUGGCUGCAGGCGAUGCUGACGCUGAAGUUCGGAUGCCCGGUCCGGGUGCAUGCUUGGACGUCGAGAACGCCAAGAGGUCGCGAAGGGUUUCUCAGUGAAAUCGCCUUCGUCAGCCUCACCUAUUCCAAGGACGGUGAAGAAGGAACAGUGGAUGCCUCUCUUGUGUUCAAGUUCUUGCCCCAAGACCCUGCUUUGCGACAGUUCUUAGCCAACGGUGGUUUGACAAAGCGAGAAGUCGAAUUUUACAAUUUCGUGGGCAGCAGUAGCUUUCAGGAGAUUUGUAAACAAUGUGGUAUAGUUCUUCCUGUUCCCGAAACUUACUACGCUGGUUAUACCGAGGAGGCCAUCACCAUCGUCCUCCACGACAUGAAUACCGACAAGUUCAAAAGUGUUAUAGUGAAAGAAGGAAGCACCCUCGAACAGACUAGGGUCGCCCUGAAGGCUGUGGCUCUUGUCCACGCGGCCGGCCUUUUGUUUAUCAAUCGACACGGCAAAAGCAAUAGCCUGAAAACUCUCGCGUCGGAGUUCAGGACCGAUUUCUACGACCAGUUCUUCUUGCCCAAUCUGGACACGCUCUCCGACAUGUACAAGGGAUCGCCUUUGUCUUCCACCAUGCUCGCUCUGAAGCCACUGACGCAGAAGAUGUACAAGGUCUCCGAGAAGCGACCUUUCGUCGAAACGGUGAUCCACGGAGACUUGUGGGCAGGCCAGCUGAUGUAUUCGGAUGACGAGUCUCGUGCCGUCAUCAUAGACUGGCAGUUCUGUCGCGCCUCCAAUCCCGUGACCGACAUUGUCUCGAUGUUUUUCAUGAGCACCGAUCCCGGCGUCCUCCCCAACUAUGAGGAGUUGCUGAAGGAUUACUGGGCAGUGUUCACGGACACCCUCAAGGCGGGCGGGGUCAGCACUGAGUUGACUUUCGAGAAUUUGCUGGCGAGUGUCGAAGACUGCUGGAUCCUGGGCUUCCAGUUUUUGGCUGUCAGCAUUCACGAUUUUAUGGGCGGUGGAAGUAUUACCGACGAGAGAAUAUUUGGCGCGAUUGACUUCUUGGAAAAGAGAGGAGUGUUUAAAAAGUUUAUAAAAGAAUUUAGUGAUUAAUGGUUUUUCGUGUGUAUAUACAGAGAUUUGUCAGGAUAAUCUUUUCCAAUGAUAGAUAUUUACUUGUUAAAAAUACAUAUGUUUUGAUUUUGUAUUGCUGUGAAAGGAUUUGUACAUUUUCAUUUCCUCUAUAUUUGAAACUUGAGAUUGACCCAUUAGUUGUUUGUACAUUUUAUUGUCAACAACAAAACUACAACUUUUGGAAGGUUGUAGUAACCUGUAAGAUUGUAAAGUAUGGUAAACAUUGUUGUAGGAAUAAGUUUGAAAUGUAGAAAUCAAGAAUUUUUGUAUUAAGGUAAUUUUUUUUUUCUUUUUCUUUUGUAUGUACAAUGUUAAAGUAGUAUAUCCAUACCAUUAACAAAGACGUUGUUGGACUUCAAGACCUUUAGAACAUAAAAAUUCAAUCUGAAAA
Penaeus vannamei (Pacific white shrimp) is the source of this 1891-nucleotide messenger RNA. RefSeq lists its product as uncharacterized. The record is from RefSeq and is a predicted model, not a curated record. Lineage: Eukaryota; Metazoa; Arthropoda; Malacostraca; Decapoda; Penaeidae.